AUGCCACACUCCACCUCCACAGCCAAUGCCACCAAAGGUAGCACGAGCUCCAACUCCCGCAUGGGAACCAACACCACCCGUCGACAGCUCAACCACUCAGGAGGCAUCCCACUGACCGCUGCCAAUCUCGCCCAAGCAGCCGCCAUUCCAAACACACCAGGAGUCGGCCAGCCUACCUUGCCAACUGACACCUGGCUUGGGAGAAGCGAUGAUCCUUUUGCUACAGGCACGCGGCCAGUGCGUUCAGCUUUAGUCUUACAGAACCUCGCGGCCACCGAUCCGCUCGCCGCGGAGCUCAAUGCCAUGUAG
Messenger RNA from Recurvomyces mirabilis, 309 nucleotides. RefSeq lists its product as uncharacterized. The transcript has 2 exons. Bases 1 to 309 code for a protein of 102 amino acids. Lineage: Eukaryota; Fungi; Ascomycota; Dothideomycetes; Mycosphaerellales; Teratosphaeriaceae. The record is from RefSeq and is a predicted model, not a curated record.